AGUGUGAUGUCAGGGUUUGGAAUCACAAUAGCAAUGAUAACGAUGAUAAUUGUAGCUAAUUUAACGACAAGUGUUUACACGGAGCCUCUUGUCAUGCCGGACAAGUUCCAACACACUGCAACUAAACGAGAAUCAUGGUAUAUAGACAUGUUCGACACCUCCUACACCUCCAUCUCCAUCCCUCUGCUAGCUAUCUCAGCUGUAAUACCCGCCUUCCUGGUCUCUGUACUGAUCAUCAUGGAGAGUCAUCUCACCGGGGUUCUGGUUAGGAAACCUGGUCACAGACUCGUCAAAGGUUGUACACCUAACUGGGACACGUUUCUGAUGGGAGCUAUCCUCUUAGUAUGUUCUCUAUUAGGACUACCCUGGCUCUGUGCUGACUCUGUUAGAACUAUUGAGCACAUCAAGACCCUGACAGUGUACAGCAAGUACUCCGCUCCCGGAGAGAAACCACGUGUUCUGUACAUCCACGAACAGAGAGUCACUAUAGUGCUUGUUCAUGUUCUAGUCGGAUUAUUCAUCCUGUUUCCCAGUGUGAUUCAGAGUAUUCCAGUAGCAGUUUUGUUGGGUGUCUUCCUCUUCCUAGGCUUCCUCUCCUUAUCAGGGCUGCAGUUUGUGAAAAGGUUCAAGAUGCUAUUCAUGAGUGCCAAAUAUUUCCCCGACUACAGCUUCACUAGCAAGGUGAGGACUGCUAAGAUCCACACGUUCACAGUUCUACAAUUAAUUCUCUCUGCACUUAUGUUCGGGAUUAAGCUGUCGCCGGGUUCUUUUUUGUUCCCCAUAUGUGUUAUCGGUUUAGCCCUGAUAAGACGCUACGCAAUGAAAUCUAUCUUCUCAGAAGAGGAAAUCGAGGAGUUAGACCCAGAGGAAUCCGGAAGUGAGCUAGAUGAGUCGGACCACGAGUAAUUCAUAGCGGGACAGUUCUAAUUGUAGGAGCUUUUAAUAAAGUUUAUCUGAAAUCUUAAUCAGAAUACUGAAUAGAGAAUUAAUACAUGAUUCAUGGAUAUGCAAUUUGCAUCAAAUUGAUAAAGUUAGGGCUACAAAGUUUGGGUUACAAAGUUCAUUUGAAUUACUUGAUCCUUUGAUUUUAAUAUAUUUUGAUCGGUUUGGGUCAGCCAAUUAAUUUAUGUCGAUAUUUUCAGUACCCUGUACAAUGACGUCGGUUCAUGACUGAAAGUUUUUAGAACUAUGUUUUAUUUUAACAAGAGCUUAUGAAUUUUUGAAAAUCCAAAAUUAC
Messenger RNA from Bolinopsis microptera, 1237 nucleotides. Its product is annotated as anion exchange protein 3-like. Bases 7 to 906 code for a protein of 299 amino acids. Gene Ontology annotation, biological process: monoatomic ion homeostasis; transmembrane transport; bicarbonate transport. The transcript is spliced from 9 exons. Lineage: Eukaryota; Metazoa; Ctenophora; Tentaculata; Lobata; Bolinopsidae. The record is from RefSeq and is a predicted model, not a curated record. Gene Ontology annotation, molecular function: solute:inorganic anion antiporter activity. Gene Ontology annotation, cellular component: plasma membrane.